This is a messenger RNA of Cyclopterus lumpus (lumpfish), 2943 nucleotides long. RefSeq names its product LMBR1 domain containing 1 (gene lmbrd1). The transcript is spliced from 16 exons. Gene Ontology annotation, biological process: protein localization to vacuole. NCBI's taxonomy places the organism in Eukaryota, Metazoa, Chordata, Actinopteri, Perciformes, Cyclopteridae. Gene Ontology annotation, cellular component: vacuolar membrane. The record is from RefSeq and is a predicted model, not a curated record. The coding region runs from base 36 to 1658 and encodes 540 amino acids.
GGGAGCACGUGGCUUUGUUAUUGCAGGAAGUGAAGAUGGCGGAUCAGCAGCUGCUCACCGAGUCGGCGCUCGGGUGGUCUAUUUUCACCUGUGUACUUCUGGUAAUCCUUGCUUUCUGUUGGGUCUACAUUCGGAAAUUUCAAAGUCGGCAGGAAAGUGAAGUUGUCUCAACUAUCACAGCAAUAUGUGCCCUCGCCAUUGCUUUGAUAACUUCAGCACUUCUACCAGUGGAUAUAUUUCUUGUCUCCUUCAUGAAGUAUCCCAAUGGUACCUAUAAGGAAUGGGCAGCAAACAAUGAGACAAGAGGUCAAAUUGAAGACACUGUGCUGUAUGGAUAUUACACACUUUACUCCAUCAUACUAUUCUGUGUCUUCCUAUGGAUCCCCUUUGUUUAUUUCUACUAUGAAGAAAGGGAUGACGAUAACGUGAACAGAUGCUCGCAAGUGAAGAACGCUCUGAAGUACACAGUUGGAUUUGCCAUUGUCUGCGUGGUGCUCCUUUUAAUUGGAGCCUUUGUUCCACUUGAGCCUCCACCUGGUCAGAAUUCCACCCAAUGGGAAAAAGUACAAUACCUUUUUGAAGAGCUUGGAAGUAGUCAUGGUCUACCUGCUCUAUCUUUCUCCAUCAGCUCCUUGACCUUGAUUGGCAUGUUGGCAGUGAUCACUUACACGGCAUACGGUAUGUCUGUGCUGCCUUUGAAUCUGAUAAAAGGCACACGGAGCGUGCAGUAUGAACGCCUGGAGAACACAGAGGACAUUGAUGAUGUUGAGCUCCAGAUAGAAAAGCUGAAGUCCAAGUGUAAAGAUGGACGUCCCCUCUCCUCAAGGGACAGAAACAACUUGCAGGAGCUGGAGGGCAAACUGCAGGUCCUCCAGCGCAGGGGGAGACACCUGGAAAUUGCAGAGAGGAACUGCUGCACUAAAGUGGGGAGUGCUCUCAGACCGUUCAAGAUAUUGCUGGGCAUUUUCUUUAUCCUCGUUGCACUGCUGUUCACUGUUGCCUUGUUCAUUUCAAAUUUGGAUAAAGCUCUCCACUCUGCAGGCAUCAGCUCUGGGUUCAUAAUCUUUGGCACCAACCUAACUAAUCCUCUGAAUGAACUUCUUUUAGCCUUACAACCCGUCUUUCCAUUGGACUACAUCCUGAUCACAGUCAUCACCAUGUACUUUGUUGUCACUUCCAUGGCUGGCAUUCGCAACAUGGGCAUCUGGUUCUUCUGGAUAAGGCUGUACAAAAUCAGACCUAAGAAAACUCGCCCCCAGGCGCUUCUCUUCCUCUGUAUGAUUCUUCUCUUGAUUGUCCUUCACACCAGCUACAUGAUCUACAGCCUAGCCCCACAAUACGUCAUGUACGGCAGCCAGAAAUAUCUUGUACAGAGUCAGAUGCCCUCAGCUGGUUCUACAUCUGGGAAUGCUACUUUUGCCACCACAAGGACCUGUGAUGCUGAUGCGCCUGAGGACCAGUGCACUGUGACAAGAUCCUAUCUUUUCCUCCACAAGUUCUGGUUCUUCAGCACCAUCUAUUACUUUGGUAACUGGGCCUUUAUCGGGGCUUUCCUCAUUGGUCUGGUGGUGUCCUGCUGCAGAGGGAAGAAGUCUGUGAUUGAAGGAGAGGUGGAGGCUGAUGACUCCGACUUAAGUGAUGAUGAAUAUGUGCACUGAAAAGCAGUAAUCGCUCGGACGGGUUUGUAGAUAUUCCCACCAUAAUUUAAAAGGACUAGAAAGAACAAUUUGAUAAACAAAUAAAUGGAUGUCGGUAAUCUGUCAUAAUUUAUUUUAUUAGUUUUAAGGAGUUAUUGCAGUGGUGUCUUGUGCAUUCCAGCCUUGUUUUGAGUUGACACAUCCUACCCCUUAAUGAAACCACCGAGACUGAUUGUUGUGUGUUUCUCAGUCAAUAUUAUUGAUGACUUUGGGAUUCUCAGUGUCCUCCAACUAAAUCUCACCUUGAGAAUUCACUUAACAGUUUGAAACAGACAUGUAUUGGUCAUUUUCUACUGGAGAAGAGACACUGCACCAGCAGAAACAGUCAUUCGCUGCUCCAAAACGUUCUGUCUUAAGAUUUAGUUGGAGCUUGGACAUAAACUUGUUCCAUUUGUUAAGCACUUUCUAGACCAUUUUAAUUGUUACUGAAUGACAUUAUCUAACGCUGGCUCUAAUAUACCUUUUAAGAUAAAAUGCUAGGACGAUAUUUGAGCCUCCACACACUGUUCUGCUUGCUUGUUUUCUGAAAAGCUAAUGGGUAUGAAAUAAUAAUUCUAUGUGUUGACAGCAGUAAUGUUUUCAAAGUUUAUUUUGCUUAUUUUGUCUCAGGUUAAUUACUGUGCUAGAGGGUUUGCUGCUUUUUGCCUACAUUUAGUCAAGACUAUUAUUUAAGUGAAUGUUACUGUACUUGCGUACCUGUACUGUGUGUCAUGUAAAGGCCCAAGUGUGGCUGUCGCGUUUCCAAGGUUUCAGUUAUUCUUAAAUUUACAAGGUUCAACAACGUUUUGCUAUCUGUCUUUGAAGAACAAGAUGCAUAUAAACAUGGAAUUAAUCAAAUAUGUAUGUCAUUUUAUUUCAAUUGAGGAGUACUUCUCCUUCUUUGCUCUAUAGUUUAUCUACACUCAUCUUCAUUUUUAUUUUCAUUGAACUGUUCAUUUAAUCAACAAAUUGAUUUUAAUUUGGAAUCAAAUAUGUGUGCCUCAUGAAUGUGUAGCACGAUGAUGGGCACACACUGUUGUACAUGCUACCCCAUUAAAUUAGCCUCACAGAGAUCUUCUUGAAUCUCAAGCUUUGUAUUUUGCUUUGAAAUGAAAGUCUGGCGGCAGCAGGAAAUAUGGUUACAUGAUGACGACAGCAGCUGUAUCAGAUGUGUUUUCUGUUCACCUGUGAUGGGUUGAAAAGAAUGCUGUUGUGUUUAAUAUUGAAUGGUACUUGUAUUUAAAGAAAUAAAACCAUUUUAAACGCA